Messenger RNA from Mycena indigotica, 1212 nucleotides. RefSeq lists its product as uncharacterized. NCBI's taxonomy places the organism in Eukaryota, Fungi, Basidiomycota, Agaricomycetes, Agaricales, Mycenaceae. The transcript has 2 exons. The record is from RefSeq and is a predicted model, not a curated record. The coding region runs from base 1 to 1212 and encodes 403 amino acids.
AUGUCUCUUCCGCUUCCCCCAGAACUUGUCGACAAAAUCGCCUCCCUUGUUCCCGACAAGGAGACCUUACGCUCUCUUUCACUCGUUUGUACCGGCUGCAUCUACGCUAGCCAACGCGCUCUAUUUAAAACCCUUGUUGUUGUCUAUGCAGGAGUCGGAGCAGACGGGGUUUCGAUUUCUUGCGUGGAAAAUAUAUUCUCGCAGUCUCCGCGACUAGCCUCAUAUGUCCAGGACCUAACGAUGGUGCUUUCGGGAAACAAAGAGCACGUGGACCACCAGGCAUCAAUUUCUUUGCUCGGUCGUGUGCAUCGUCUGCAGCAUCUGGUUGUCAGCGGAAGCAGCUCCAUACCCUCAAGGGAGAACAUGCAGAAUCUACCGGACCACGUGGUUUCUGCCCUCAUCGCUGCCUUUGCUCGCCCUUCGCUUCAACGACUUGCACUUCGAUAUCUCUGCGAACCGCCACCCGCCCUCCUUCUCGCGGCGAUGGGCGUUCCCGUUGUCUCAUUCGAGCUCAUCUGGCUUUUAUCCGGCCUUCCACUCCCUCAAAGCGACCAACCAUCACCAAAACCCCGUCUGCGCGAACUGGCGACAAUGCAGUCUACCCUGUUGGACUCCAUUUUCGAGUUUCUUGUCUCUCCGCAAGGCCUGGUCUAUGCCACCGAGAUUAAAACGCUCGAAUUCCAGGUUAGCACCGAGCGACCGCGGUACAUCGAUCAGCUCAUGCUUGUCUGUGGUUCCAACCUCGAGCGGUUUUCCAUCACGUUUAGCGUGGGAACUGUCCCCAUUCUCCUUCCGAAGGCAACGUCAACUACCCUUCCCCUUCUCCGCGCGCUUGAGCUCCGGGUCUACCUCGAUGAGAACGGCUCGUUCCCUGAGAACUUCAACUCCAACCUCGCCAACUUGGCAUGCGCUUCACUCGCACUGGAGACCAUCACCAUCAAAUGCAACGUCUGUGCACCGCAGACGAUGUGGAUGGAUCCCUACUCAAGCGCGGUAGAAGAGUCAUUUCCCCGUCACUCGGCGGCCAUCCUCCCGAAACUGCGGCGUCUCGACUGCAUGCUUGUAGUGAACCGUAGUGCCUUCAACGAGUGGGACGCCGAAGACGUUUACGCCCGCUUCACCAAGUUCAUGGGCCUCCGCAUGUCCGGCUUCUCCACUGAAGCCAAAGCCGGUACCCCUUUGUUGGCUUUCGACCUCAUCGAAGUAUGGUAG